CAGGGGAGGGCAGUCAGCCUCUCCACCUAAAGCAACGACAUCAGUAGACAUCCAUCAGGAUCCACUCACCAGGAUGAAGAAGAAGCUGAUCCUCGACGUUGACACCGGAGUGGACGAUGCUCAGGCCAUCAUGGUGGCCCUCGCCGACCCCAAUGUGGAAAUUUUGGGGAUCACCUGCUGCCACGGCAACACACCCCUGGAGAACGUCCUCAAGAACACGCUGCGUGUCCUGAAAGUCUGCAACAGGCUGGAUAUCCCAGUGUAUCGUGGCUGCUCAACACCUCUGCUGGCCCGUAAACAAAAUGCUGGAGAUUACCACGGCAAGGAUGGCCUGGGGGACGUCCCGGAUCCAGACGCUCCAGGUCUGGACAUGCUCAAUAAGCGGAAUGCUGUGAAGGCAAUGAUCAAGAUGGUGAAAGAGAAUGCUGGAGAGGUGACUCUGGUUGCCACGGCGCCCCUCACUAACCUGGCCGUCGCCGUGCAACUGGAGCCCUCCCUCCCCAAGAAGCUGAAGGCGCUCUACAUCAUGGGGGGAAACACUGAAUCCAGGGGCAACACCACCGUGUGUGGAGAGUUCAACUUCGUGGCUGACCCCGAGGCGGCCUACAUCGUGUUGGACCGCUACAACUGUCCCACCUACAUCGCCACCUGGGAGUUCAGCUGCAGGAACAGCCUGCCGUGGUCUUUCUGUGACCAGUGGCUGGCUCAAGACACAGAGAAGGCUCGCUUUAUGAAAAAGAUUGUGUGCCUCUCAAAUUCGAAAGCUCAGUCAGCAGACUAUCAGAAGGAGACCACAGAGGGAAAAGGGUUCAAUUCCUGCGACACCUACGCCAUGGCCGCCGCCAUCGACGACACAUUCAUAACAGAGAGCGACGAGGUUGCAGUGUCAGUGGAGUUGGAGGGGACCUACACCCGAGGCAUGAUGGUGCUGGACUACAUGGAGAAACUCAAGAAGAAACACAAGGCUAUCGUGAUGAAGAAGGUUGACCUGGAGAAGUUCAAGCAGAUGUUCAUGAAUUCACUGAAGUAG
This is a messenger RNA of Anoplopoma fimbria (sablefish), 1030 nucleotides long. Its product is annotated as inosine-uridine preferring nucleoside hydrolase-like. The transcript is spliced from 8 exons. The record is from RefSeq and is a predicted model, not a curated record. Bases 74 to 1030 code for a protein of 318 amino acids. Gene Ontology annotation, molecular function: hydrolase activity, hydrolyzing N-glycosyl compounds. NCBI's taxonomy places the organism in Eukaryota, Metazoa, Chordata, Actinopteri, Perciformes, Anoplopomatidae.